This is a messenger RNA of Cuscuta europaea, 2323 nucleotides long. The record is from the annotation of a GenBank genome assembly. Lineage: Eukaryota; Viridiplantae; Streptophyta; Magnoliopsida; Solanales; Convolvulaceae.
UUUUUAAAAAGAAAAACAAUUCCUUAGACUAUAAAAAAAAAAUCCCCUGGUAUAAUAUUUCCUUUCUUGAUCGUUCCAUCUCACCCUCCGACUAGGGUUUGUACAACCCACACUUCACACUCUCUCCCGUUCUCGCACACGGAAAUGGCCGAAGAGGCACAGUACUCAUCGGAACCCGGCCCCAACAAGAGGAAGUAUGAGGAUUCAGCGUCCCCUUCACUGGUGUCUCGUAGGCGCACCGGAUUUUCUGCUCCGUUAUCAUCAACAUCUCCAGCCGACGUGUCCGCCUCCGUUGGGACUCCUACUUACAACAACGCGCCUCCCAUUGACGACUUCCAGCUGGCAAAACAGAGGGCGCAGGAGAUCGCUGCUCGCCUACUCAGCAACUCCGACCCUACAAAGGCAAGGGGGAACAAUAAUGGCGGUUCUGUUGCAUUCGAAGCUCGAGAAGCUCAGAAGCCAUUGGGGUCUGCAUUUCAUCCUUCAGGUACUGGCUCAUAUGGUUAUCCCGGUCCAACCAAGAAGAUCGAGAUUCCCAAUGCCAAGGUUGGUGUAAUCAUAGGAAGGUCUGGGGAAACGAUAAGGAAUCUUCAAGUCCAAUCUGGAGCAAAGAUACAAGUCACUAGAGAUAUGGAUGCUGACCCUACUUCUGAAACCAGAGAGGUUGAACUAAUGGGCACUCCAGAGCAGAUAGCCAUGGCUGACAAGCUUAUUCAAGAUGUUCUUUCUGAGGCUGAUUUAGGUGGUUCUAACGCGACUUCCAGAAGGUUAACAGGACAGCAAAUAGGAGGUGAACAAUUUGUAAUGAGAGUCCCUAACAACAAGGUUGGCCUUGUUAUUGGAAAAGGCGGAGAAACCAUAAAAAACAUGCAAGCAAGAUCAGGUGCACGUAUUCAGGUGAUACCUUUGCACUUGCCGCCCGGUGACACUUCAACUGAGAGGACUGUACAGAUUGAUGGAUCAAGCGAUCAGAUUGAAAUUGCAAAACAGCUUGUGAAUGAUGCUAUCAGUGAGAACCGUAUGAGAAACCCAUCAAUGAUGGGAGCAUAUCCUCAGCAAGGUUACCAAGCACGGCCACAAACCAGCUGGGCCCCUCAUGGUGAACAAAUACAGCAACAACCAAGUUAUGGAUACACACAGCAGCCUGGGACGUACCCUCCUACUGGUCAAUCACCUCAAUACAGCAUGCCUCAACCGCCAUCGUACCCCGGUUACCCACCCCAACCAACACCUGGUGGGUAUGGCCCUGGAUGGGACCCACAAUCAAACCAAAAUCAGCCAACAGCACCCGGCAGCGGCUAUGAUUAUUACAACCAGGUCCCGCAGCAGCAACAAACCCCUGGAGGCUCAGGUGGGGAUAGUAGUAGUGUCUAUGGCUACAAUAAUAAUCAAGGACAACCUUAUGCUCAAGGUGGGUACAGUGGCUAUUCUGCACCUGCGCCUCAAUCAGGUGGGGGUUAUGCUGGCCAGACAAACACCGUUCCUGGAUAUGAUCAACCACAAGGGUAUUAUGGUAAUUCCUCGGUUCCACCACCAGACAGCCAAACAACUUAUGGGACCCAGGGAGAUGGGAAUCAAGCACCUCCCCGUGCGAGCCAGGCAGUGGGCCCACACAUUGGUGGAUAUGAUGCAUCCCAGAAUCCUAGUCCUAAUGCCGCUUACCCCAUCGCCACACAUCAAGGAGUAAACCAGAUUCAAGGUAGUGGUGGUGGUGGGUAUGGGACCCAACCACCUGCGCCUGCUUACAGCGUCUCUGCUAAUCAUGGACAGCCCGCCACAAGUAUAAAGCAGCCUCCACCAACUACUCAACAGCCUGGGCAGCCGCCUCAGGUAUAUCCUACCUCUGCUGGAUAUGGUGCGCAAGGUUACAAUCAACCACCACCCCCCUAUGGCGCACCGCCGCCAAACAUGACUCAGCAUCCCCAAUACAACAGCGGUCAUGGUCUUGGUGCGGGUGGUUAUUCUCAUCCUUCAGCCUACCCUCCAAUAGAUGCCAGUGCUGUUGGAGGGACCUAUGAUACAGCGCCCGUGACUGGGUCAGUGAAAACCUCUCCACAGAAUUGAUUCAUAUGCAAUUAAGUAGAAGGUAUUUUCCAUUGAAAGUCAGAGGUUUUCAAAUGCUGAAUUUAGUUUCGCUGUGGUUUUGAGAUCUUUAUCUACCUGCGAGUAUAUGGACUUUAUACGAUAUGGUUGCAUUUCUUUCUUCGAUGUUCCAUUCUCAAUUAUUCCCCCCCGGAGAUGUUCUAAAUUACAUACAAACUACUACUACUAUAUUUGGAAACAUGUUUUUUUCAUGCAAAUUUCCUUUAAUGGCAAGGCAGCG